AUGUCGCCACCACCUGUUGGCACCGCGGUCUCGACCCACGGCCUUCACAGAGACGCUGGCAAUUACAGCCAAAUCUAUUCAGCGACCCGCGGCCUGCGGAGGCCGUCGGGUUUUCCCAAAUGGGACAUGCGCCUGCCAGGGAAGCUGGUCGCAUCUCGUCACACAACAUCUCGCGGUGACCGAUGGCAGCAGGCCUCCGAAGACGCUGUUCGGCAGGGAAUUUCCAUAUGCAAUUACAGCGUCGCUUCGUUUGAUACAUUAUACGACGAGCAGAAUGCCCUCUACUCCUCGCGACCGACAGACGUGCGGAACUUUCGCUGCACGUAUUCAUUUGCUACCUCCGAUGAUUAUCGCCUGGGUGGUAUCAUCCAUUUGGUCGACAUCGAGAGUCUGUGUGAAGGCCGCGGUGUUCACGUACUCCAAAAAAUGGCAAGACCAAAGGUGGCGCGUCUGAGGAGCCAACGCGAUUCAAGUGGCACCAUGGACGACGCCUCUCCAGACCGAGGCCCAGUGUUGCAGCACUGUAUGCUACCCACAAACGAGGAGGGCGAUGGCCAGGGGGCGGCGCACGAUUUAGUGAUAUUGGAUGUGCUGGGGAGACUGGAGCAGCAUAGGGCCACGAUCGCCCUGGAGCUGCGCCAGCGGCUGGCAGCGUGGAACACGGGUGAUCCUCAGAACUGGAGUGUCAGAGGGCAGAUCGUGGUGGACUUCAUAGAGAUGGCGAACCUCCUCAUGACGGCAGAUGCAUAUAUCUGCCGGGGCCAGCACAUCAUGGAGAUUCCUGCGCGGCAGCCUUCAAGUGCUUCAAGUGCGGCGCCCAGCAUCUCUCCAAGAAUACGAACCGCUCGUACAUCGGAAUCGCCGGAGACACCGCGGGCGGAGCAGAUCCUGAUGCCAAUCAUGCGCGCGGAAGCGUUCAACAUCACACAUCCUGCGUUCUGCCUACGGACCGGCGUAAAUGUGGAUCUAAACCUGCUGCAAUGGAACGGAAACCCCAUUUCGCUGUACGCUUUGCAUUGUGAGGUUCUGUGCCACGGUGGUGAAACGUUGAUCUCCCAGUUCGGUGUGUGGCCCGAUAUUGGCGCGAGGCUAGGUUUCGUGCAGAUCCCUAAAGACGCCUGGAAUAGGCCAGCUAUGUCAAGCCCCGACGUCGCGCAGCAUCUGCGGAACAUCUACGACAGUCAAUGGGUGCUGCUCGGGAUGAAAGACAGCCGGGUACCUCGAACUCUACACAACUGGCCGCUGGAGCAUUUGAGGCGGGGCCUACGCCGGCGUCGACAGCUGAUGCUACGGAUGGAUAAUCCUGCGAUGGCUAGCUAUGUAGCAGAGCGCCCCAGCCCCCUUGACCCGGCGAUCUCAGGCGGCGCCGCAACUAAAAAGUGGAACAUCGGCGGUGAAGAGUACCUACGAGCGUAUGAUGCCACAUUCACUUCGCACCGUCCUUUUAUGUUUCCUUUGUACUGGUAUCACGGUUUAUACCAGCUUUCGUGUUCGGGCGAGAUGACGGUGCCACGAUGGUGCCACCGUCACUCCUCGCGAUCCGAGUCGUCACUCGAGUCCAACUCCGCUCCGAAUCCA
This is a messenger RNA of Rhodofomes roseus, 1578 nucleotides long. RefSeq lists its product as uncharacterized. The annotation marks the transcript as partial. NCBI's taxonomy places the organism in Eukaryota, Fungi, Basidiomycota, Agaricomycetes, Polyporales, Fomitopsidaceae. The transcript is spliced from 11 exons. Gene Ontology annotation, molecular function: DNA binding. The record is from RefSeq and is a predicted model, not a curated record.